Molecule: messenger RNA, 966 nt
Organism: Thalassophryne amazonica
Lineage: Eukaryota; Metazoa; Chordata; Actinopteri; Batrachoidiformes; Batrachoididae
Gene: sdhaf4
Product: succinate dehydrogenase complex assembly factor 4
Exons: 4
Coding region: 1-486 (161 amino acids)
Biological process (GO): mitochondrial respiratory chain complex II assembly
Cellular component (GO): mitochondrion
Source: RefSeq, a predicted model, not a curated record
AUGAAGCACACAGCUGACGCCCCCUUCUCCACUCUGAGCAAAGCAGGUGGGGCUGAGUGUCUGUUUCCGUCCUUUGAUGAUGACGACAGCAAAGCUGAAGGCGUAGUUUCGUUUGUUCAAGCUGCUGAUUUAUUUUGUGUUUUACUUCGUUCAUUUUGUUUCAUUUCAGAUUUUUUUUUUCUCCGUCGGUCAUGUUUUCUUUGUGGCGUUUGUGCUUCAGUCACCAAGCGUUUCCUUCCGAAGAGUCGAGCUGUGUGUUCAGGAGUUUUCCGUGCAACAAGUGGAGCAGUGAAGGACAGAGAACCUCUAAAGAAAGCUAAAACCCCUCAGGGACGACUUGACAGUCCAGAGGAGAAGAGCAACGAUGUUCUGGAAAAGUUUCCUGAUGAUGUAAACCCUGUAACCAAGGAGAAGGGGGGCCCCCGAGGACCAGAGCCCACGCGCUAUGGAGACUGGGAAAGAAAAGGCCGCUGCAUCGACUUCUAGCUGUUCCGGCAUCCUGAGUGUGUAUAUUAUAAACAGUCAAACAGAAAGUGACAGCGAGCAACAUGUUCAGAACACAAACAGUCUGACACUCCAGUGUGACAAAAGACAAACGAGAGUCUGAAGAGCUGGAACCAGACAAGGGUCAACAUUGAUGCUUGAGAACCAAUCAAAGAGAAAUUCAUCAUCUGUCCAUGAUUGUCUUACACACAUGUUGGAUCUGGAUUUAAUCCAUUUCAACAGUGGUUGUUGCAACCUUGGAGCAAAUCACAUCUACAAAAAAUAAAUAAAUAAAUAAAACGAGCAAACAAAUAUAACAUCUAGACAGUUCAUGUGGACUUUUAGUACAUAACCAGCUGUCCGGACUGUUUGUCCAAACUGUUCACCCAGUCUGGCCUGAAAAGAUACAGUGGUAUGCAAAUGUUUGGGCACCCGUGAUGAUUUCCAUGAUUUUCUUUUAUAAAUCAUUGGUUGUUUGGAUCA